This is a messenger RNA of Aegilops tauschii subsp. strangulata, 3013 nucleotides long. Its product is annotated as L-type lectin-domain containing receptor kinase SIT2. Gene Ontology annotation, molecular function: carbohydrate binding; protein kinase activity; ATP binding. The record is from RefSeq and is a predicted model, not a curated record. Lineage: Eukaryota; Viridiplantae; Streptophyta; Magnoliopsida; Poales; Poaceae. Gene Ontology annotation, biological process: protein phosphorylation.
AUGGCACUCACGCCUAGACUAAGAUGCUUGUGGAAAGACAGGACUGGCAUGACUUGCAGGGCGUUUGUAACAGGCUGCCUAAUAACUCCAUUGCAAACUAGGAGCUUCCCAGUACAUCUUCGCUGCGCGCUGCUCAUCGAUAACCACCGCCUUUCCACCAUGAAGCCUCUGCCCUGGCCCGUAGUGCUCCUCUUCCUUGGCCUUAACCAACAAAUAUUUGUUACUGGUACUGGUGACCAGUUCAUCUACUCUGGCUUCGCCGACACCAAUCUGGUUCUCGACGGCGCGGCCAUGGUCACGGCACAUGGCGUGCUGGACCUAACCAAUGGCUCUGCCAGGCUCAAAGGCCACGCGAUCCACCCAGCUCCAUUACGCUUCCACAAGUUCUCCAAUAGCAGCACUCUGCAAUCCUUCUCCGUUUCCUUUGUGUUUGGCAUCAUCUCCCCACACCCAAGCAAUGGCUUCACCUUCUUCAUCUCACCAAGCAAGAACUUCUCAGACGCCCUCCCGAUGCAGUACAUGGGCCUCCUUAGCGAUCAGAACAACGGCAUGGCAACGAAUCACAUCUUUGCGAUUGAGCUCGACACAAUCCAAAACAGUGAGUUCCAGGACAUGAACGACAACCACGUCGGCGUCGACAUCAACAGUCUUCACUCUGUUCAGUCAGACUCCGCUGGCUUCUAUGAUGAUAAGCAUGGUAUGUUUAACAACUUGACCCUUGUUAGUGGUGAUCCUAUGCAAGUUUGGGUGGACUACGACCAAGAGGCCACACAGAUCAAUGUGAUCAUGGCCCCGCUAAACCUUGCCAAACCAGCCAGGGCGCUAAUAUCGACCAAGCACGACCUAUCAACAGUCCUCACAGAAUCAGCAUAUGUUGGAUUCUCAUCAGCAGCAGGCAAGGCCAACGCGAGACAUUAUGUUCUCGGGUGGAGCUUUGCCGUGGAUAGUCCGGCCCCAGCAAUUGAUAUCGCCAGGCUGCCCAAGAUGCCUCGUCUUGGUGGCUCCAAAGAUCUGUCCAAGUUUCUAGAGAUAAUUCUGCCGAUAGCAGCGGCGGCAGCAGGAGCGCUAAUCCUAGUGGUUUUUCUGCUCGUGAGAAGGCAUCUGAGGUAUGCAGAGCUGAGAGAAGAUUGGGAGGUGGAGUUUGGGCCACAUCGCUUCUCAUACAAAGAUUUAUUUCUUGCCACCCAAGGAUUCAAGGACAAGUACCUGUUAGGAAGUGGAGGAUUUGGAAGGGUAUACAAAGGAUUGCUUCCGGUGUCUGCAACGGAAAUAGCCGUGAAGAGAGUGUGGCAUGAUUCGAAUCAGGGGAUGAAGGAAUUCGUAACAGAAGUUGUUAGCAUUGGCCGCCUCCAACACCGCAAUCUUGUGCCCUUAAUAGGCUACUGCCGGCGAAACGGUGAACUCCUUCUAGUGUAUGAAUUCAUGUCAAAUGGAAGCCUUGACAGGUACUUGUUCAGUGAAGAGGGCAAGCCCACCUUGAGCUGGGCUCAAAGGUUUGGGAUAAUCAAAGAUAUCGCAUCAGCCUUAUGCUACCUCCAUGAGGAGUGCGAAAAGGUUGUCAUCCAUCGAGACAUCAAAGCAAGUAACGUGCUCCUCGACGAUGAGAUGAAUGGGCGAUUAGGUGACUUUGGACUGGCAAGACUGUAUGAUCAUGGUGUCGACCCACAGACGACUCACCUGGUUGGCACCAUAGGGUACUUAGCCCCAGAGCUAGCAAGCACAGGGAAGGCAAGCCCUCUCACUGAUGUAUUUUCUUUCGGCGUGUUCAUUCUCGAGGUCACAUGUGGGCAAAGGCCUAUUAGGCCAAACGAAGAAGAGAACCAGAUCAUGUUGGUCGACUGGGUGCUCCAGCAUUGGCAAAAAGGAUCACCUAGUGAUACAGUAGAUGGCAGGCUGCAUGGCAACUAUGUAGAUCAAGAGGCAUGUUUGGUGCUGAAAUUAGGAUUGAUAUGCUCUCACCCAUCCAUGGACGCAAGGCCCAGCAUGCGUCAAGUUAUGCAAUAUCUUAAUGGUGACAUGCCACUCCCGGAGCUAAUGAUACCAGCUCACAUGAGCUUCCGGACUCUGGCCUUGAUGCAGAACGAAGGGUUCGAUCCCUAUGUCAGGUCCUCGUAUCCUUCAUCGAUGGGCCAGCCCACUUACCCGUCAUGGUUAUUUCCCUCUAGAGAAUGAGAUAGAACUAGGAGGUCCCCAACCUGGCCAGGGUCUGCAUUGUCACUUGAUAUGCACACAAAGGACUGUGGGGUUCAUGAACAAAUAAACGACGAGGGCAUGUUUAUGUGCACACAAUGUUGUACUUAGAAAAAUAAGCAUUCACUCUCUCCUAUUAGUAUAAACAAUGUAAGACAAAAGAUGCUACUAUUCUCUGAAGAAGGGGGAGUUCUUUCAUAAGGUUUCUCCAUCCAUUAUAUCUCAGAUUGACUACUACAAUCAUCUGUAUGACUGAACCAAAAUUUAUCACAGUAAUAUGGCGAGAGAUAAUAUGUAAGUCUCUAAUUAGAAUUUUCUUCAUCCACCUGUAUUUUCAAGAUUAUUAGUAAUGAAAUUAGGCCUCAAAGUCAUGCUGUUUUGCGUAGGGAUCCACCCAGGUGAUCCCUCAGGAAUUUUUCUUCCACAUAUCUAAUCAACUGCAAUAUUUGGAAUCAAACAAGCGAGGAACUAACUUCAGUUAAGAAGAUUUAACAUGGUUGGGAGGCCCAUCUCACCAGUGUUUGGCUCCUACAGUAAUCCCCAUACUAGAAAACAUAUAUCGCCAUAACUACACAGAUUUAAGUACAACACAACACAAUUCCAAUCAAAUGAUCCAAGAGCACCCAGGAAAUCCUAAUCCCGUAACUGAGCUACUAACUUCGAUACCGCCGAAAACAUCGCCAGUAUAGCGUUUACUGGGAUUCAAGAACAAUUGGAGGAAAUUAACGAGAGGAUCAUAGCCGACUCACACUGGAAAACACACGAAAAAAUAGGAUAGGUACGAUUCCGAUCCCGCUAUCUCCUCUCGAUUGGUCUUACCAAG